ACAGUCAAGAUGGGGCAGAAAGUCACUGGAGGGAUAAAGACCGUGGAUAUUAGGGACCCGGCUUACAGGCCGCUGAAGCACGAACUUCAGGGGCUGGACUACUGUAAGCCCACCCGGCUGGACCUCUUGCUGGACAUGCCCCCCGUCUCCCGUGAGGUCCAGCUGAUGCAUUCGUGGAACAACGACGACCGCUCACUCAACGUCUUCGUGAAGGAGGACGACAAGCUCAUAUUUCACCGGCAUCCGGUGGCCCAGAGCACAGACGCCAUCCGGGGCAAAGUGGGAUACACGCGGGGGCUCCACGUGUGGCAGAUAACGUGGGCCAUGCGGCAGCGGGGCACGCACGCCGUGGUGGGCGUGGCGACGGCGGAGGCCCCCCUGCAUUCUGUCGGGUACACGACUCUGGUCGGGAACAACCAUGAGUCCUGGGGAUGGGACCUCGGGCGGAACCGGCUGUACCACGACGGGAAGAACCAGCCGAGCAAGACGUACCCUACUUUUCUGGAGCCGGAUGAAACCUUCAUCGUGCCGGACUCUUUCUUGGUGGUGCUAGACAUGGAUGACGGGACGUUGAGCUUCAUCGUGGAUGGGCAGUACAUGGGGGUUGCCUUUCGAGGACUCAAAGGGAAGAAGCUGUACCCCGUUGUGAGUGCCGUAUGGGGCCACUGUGAAAUUAAGAUGCGAUACUUGAAUGGGCUUGACCCUGAGCCUUUGCCUCUGAUGGACCUCUGCCGGCGUUCUGUGCGCCUCGCGCUGGGCAAGGAUCGGCUGAGCGAGAUCCCCGAACUGCCGCUUCCCGAAUCCCUCAAGAGUUACCUUCUCUAUCAAUGACCCCUGUUGGGAGGACUGGCUUGCACACGAAAUCAAGUGAAGUUGGAUUGG
Euleptes europaea (tarantolino) is the source of this 882-nucleotide messenger RNA. It is a transcript of the gene SPSB1, whose product is annotated as splA/ryanodine receptor domain and SOCS box containing 1. Gene Ontology annotation, biological process: proteasome-mediated ubiquitin-dependent protein catabolic process; intracellular signal transduction. Gene Ontology annotation, cellular component: SCF ubiquitin ligase complex. NCBI's taxonomy places the organism in Eukaryota, Metazoa, Chordata, Lepidosauria, Squamata, Sphaerodactylidae. Gene Ontology annotation, molecular function: protein binding. The record is from RefSeq and is a predicted model, not a curated record. The transcript is spliced from 2 exons. Bases 10 to 831 code for a protein of 273 amino acids.